CUAUCACCAUUCUCUACCCUUGGUGGUCUCGAUUCACAAAUCCGUCAAAUCCGCACCUUACUCGAAAUACCUCUUAAACAUCCGACCACUUACUCUUUGUUUGGGCUUAAACCUCCUCGAGGUAUUCUCUUGUACGGUCCUCCGGGAACCGGCAAGACGGCAUUGGCACGAGCUGUUGCUUCUGCCCUUCCUGGUUGCUCAUGUAUCGUAGUCAACGGUCCGGAGCUCUCUUCAGCUUAUCAUGGUGAAACGGAAGAAAAGCUUCGCGGGGUUUUCGAGGAAGCUCGGAAAAAGAGUCCAUGCGUGGUGGUAUUGGACGAGAUAGACGCUUUGUGUCCCAAGAGAGACGGGGAUGGUGGAGAAGUUGAAAGACGAGUCGUGGCUACUUUGUUGACGUUGAUGGAUGGCAUGGCAGAGGACGAUGAGAAGGAAAAGGUUUUCGUCAUUGCCGCUACGAAUAGACCUAACAGUAUUGAUCCCGCCUUGCGGCGGCCAGGUCGAUUUGAUAGGGAGUUGGAAAUCGGCAUUCCCGAUGCAGUUGGUCGAAAACAGAUCCUCGAAAUUUUCUUGUCCAAAAUGCCUCAUUCACUCAGCUCGGAAGACAUUCAUGAAUUGGCUGCGAAAACCCACGGCUUUGUGGGUGCGGAUCUCUCUGCUCUCGUUCGUGAGGCGGCAACCUUGGCUAUACAACGGUGGCAUACGUCUUCGACUUCGGAAAUCCCCCUUCUCACAGCUGAUGACAUCGCUGCUAUCUUACCCGCCAUGCGUCCGUCAACUAUGCGAGAAGUCUUUGUGGAAACACCGUCUGUGCGAUGGUCUGAUAUUGGUGGGCAAGAGGAGGUGAAGCAGAAACUUCGAGAAUGUGUAGAAUGGCCCUUGUUACAUCGUGACACCUUCCUCCGUCUUGGAGUGGAAGCACCCAGAGGAGUAUUGUUGUACGGUCCUCCGGGAUGUAGCAAGACGAUGACGGCGAAAGCUCUAGCGACGGAAAGUGGGCUUAACUUUCUGGCUGUCAAGGGCCCAGAGUUGCUCAACAAAUACGUUGGCGAAUCUGAACGUGCUGUUCGAGAAGUGUUCCGAAAAGCACAAGCAGCAGCACCUUCCAUAUUAUUCUUCGACGAGAUCGAUGCUCUUGGAUCUAGCAGGUCAGAUGGGGAUGGCCCCCACAAUGGUGUUCUCACCAGCUUGUUGAAUGAAAUGGACGGGAUUGUAGAACUGUCAGGAGUGACAAUUGUGGCAGCUACCAAUCGUCCAGAUGUGCUUGAUUCGGCAUUGAUGCGACCCGGAAGAUUAGAUCGGAUCUUGUAUGUAGGUGCUCCGGAUCUAGACGCGAGGAAGGAGAUCUUCAAACUCCGCUUAGCGAAAAUGGCCGUCGAGCCAAGAGUGGAUGUCGUGGAGCUAGCUCGACUAGCUGAGGGGUGUUCGGGAGCGGAAGUUGCUUCUAUAUGUCAAGAUGCAGCUUUGACAGCGAUGAACGAAGAUCUCAAUGCGCCUUACGUGAAACUAUCUCAUUUGGUGCAUUCGGCCAAGACUGUGAGAAGGCGGAUCACGCCGACGAUGAUCGAAUACUAUGAAAAUUGGAGAGAUCAGUCCGGGGUGAGAAGCGCUUGA
Molecule: messenger RNA, 1611 nt
Organism: Tremella mesenterica DSM 1558
Lineage: Eukaryota; Fungi; Basidiomycota; Tremellomycetes; Tremellales; Tremellaceae
Exons: 7
Cellular component (GO): cytoplasm
Molecular function (GO): ATP hydrolysis activity; ATP binding
Source: RefSeq, a predicted model, not a curated record